This is a messenger RNA of Ustilaginoidea virens, 1575 nucleotides long. RefSeq lists its product as uncharacterized. NCBI's taxonomy places the organism in Eukaryota, Fungi, Ascomycota, Sordariomycetes, Hypocreales, Clavicipitaceae. The transcript has a single exon. Gene Ontology annotation, molecular function: rRNA (adenine) methyltransferase activity. Bases 1 to 1575 code for a protein of 524 amino acids. Gene Ontology annotation, biological process: rRNA methylation; ribosomal large subunit biogenesis. The record is from RefSeq and is a predicted model, not a curated record. Gene Ontology annotation, cellular component: nucleolus.
AUGUUUGCUGUCCCAGGAUGGUCCGUGUCCGUGGACGACCUCAGGUCCGAAACAGCUUCAGCGGCUAACGGGCCGUCCGCAACGAACCCGAAGAAGCGGAAGAGAAAUGGCGCUGCUGGCCGAGACUCGCAGGUCGUCACGCCUUCCAACGUCGCCGACCUGUACCAGACUCUCGUUGCCGGCAAGGCCGGUAAAGACGACGGAGCAGGGGAGGCCGCUGUCAAAGGCGCGUCCGGUGCGGGAAAACGCCCGAGAACGGAAAACUCUGCAGCAGCGACCGCGGGCUUCGCCGCGUCUGGCUCGGCAUCAGGGGAAAACGCAGACGAGAGCAAGGGUAAGAAGGAGGGCAAGGGCAAGAACGGAAAGAAGAAGGCUCGACAACCACCCCGGGGCGACGACGGAGGCGCUUCUUCUGAGCAGUGUCGCGCGAAAUCGACCGCCAAGGCCUCGUCAACGCCCUCGGCUCCCGAUGCUCCCGCACCACCCCUGGCUCAAGCGUCGUUGCCGCCGGCCCCGACCAAGCUGACGCCGUUGCAAGCCUCCAUGAGGGAAAAGCUCACGUCCGCGCGCUUCCGGCACUUGAACGAGACGCUGUACACCAAGCCCUCCGAGGAGGCCUUUUCCCUUUUUCAAGAGUCCCCCGAAAUGUUUGACGAGUACCACCAAGGCUUCAGGCGGCAGGUCAGGGUGUGGCCGGAAAACCCCGUCGACAGCUUCCUGGACGACAUUCGCAGCCGCGCCAGAGCCAAGCCGCCCGCAAAGGGGCGACCGGCACCGCCACCCUCGCAACGCUCCAAGAUGGCAUUGCCCCGUACCAUGGGAACUUGCAUAAUCGCCGACCUGGGCUGCGGCGACGCUCGGCUCUCCGAGUCGCUUCAGAGGGACAAGUCAAAGCUGCGCCUCGACAUCCUGAGCUUUGAUCUGCACAGCCCGAGCCCCCUGGUCACCAAGGCAGACAUUGCCCAUCUCCCCCUGGAAGACGGCUCAGUCAACGUGGCCAUCUUCUGCCUCGCCCUCAUGGGCACCAACUGGCUCGACUUUGUGGAGGAGGCCUAUCGCAUCCUCCACUGGAAAGGCGAGCUGUGGAUAGCCGAGAUCAAAUCCCGCUUCGGCCCCGUCCGUAGAACCGCCGCCGUGGUGGAGCACAGCGUAGGGAACCGCAGAAGGAGCGACGCUGCGCUGAGUAAAAAGGCCAAGGCUGCCCGCGAAGCAGCAGCCAAUGCCGUUCACAGCGAGGACCUGGCGGUAGAAGUGGACGGCAGUGAUGACCGCCGUCGCGAAACCGACGUCACUGCCUUCGUGGCGGCCCUCCAGAAGAGGGGGUUCGUUUUGCAAGGGGAUAGGUCAGAUGCGGUCGACUUGACGAAUCGGAUGUUUGUGAAGCUGCAUUUUGUCAAGGGAGCUACUCCCACAACCGGAAAGGGCGUCAAACGACAGGAGCAGGCCCCCAAGGCAGGCAACAGGAUGAACCGCUUUGCACCAAAGUGGGAUGAAGAAGAAGAAGAAGAAGCUGACGACAAAGCUGACAAUGACGAGACCUCCAUUCUCAAGCCUUGUGUUUACAAGAUUCGCUAA